This is a messenger RNA of Aspergillus brunneoviolaceus CBS 621.78, 987 nucleotides long. Its product is annotated as putative RING finger protein. The record is from RefSeq and is a predicted model, not a curated record. Lineage: Eukaryota; Fungi; Ascomycota; Eurotiomycetes; Eurotiales; Aspergillaceae. Bases 9 to 578 code for a protein of 189 amino acids. Gene Ontology annotation, molecular function: ubiquitin protein ligase activity. Gene Ontology annotation, cellular component: cytoplasm. Gene Ontology annotation, biological process: ubiquitin-dependent protein catabolic process. The transcript has a single exon.
CUGCUCCCAUGGGGUCCAGUCGUGCCGUGAUCUCCAGCCGUGACGUGGAGAGACGCUUCCCCCAGAUGAAGUAUAGCGACUGGCUCAGUUCUAGGACCAGGUGCAUGCCCGCCAAGGAUGCCACCGAGGCGAGGGUUUCUUCCGUCGCGGCUGAUACUACCUCUGUCGAUGCUAUUGAGAUCGCCCCGGUCAACGACGCUCCACGCUCCGAGGAAAUCCCCACUGAUACGCCUCGUCAGGUUCCUGGUUGCGAUGGGCCAGCCCCUACUGCUUUUGACAUCAUGCAGGCUGCCCCGGGUACAGGAGAAGGCUUCGACAUGGCAGAUUCUAGCAGAGAGUGUGUUAUUUGCAUGGAUGAGUUUCGCGGGCCAGACUUCAUUCGUCCUCUGACGUGCGGUCAUAUUUUCCAUGUGUCCUGCCUAGAUCCCUGGCUAACCCGCCGCCACGCAUGCUGCCCCCUGUGCAAGACAGACUACUGUAACGCAAGGGCCUCACGCACCGGUUGGCUUCAUUCCGGGUCUGGCCCAGCUGUUCCGCAGCCAGUUCUGAUCCGUACCGACAUCCUUCCGCGUCUCUGAGGUACCUCUCUAUAAUCGCGCAACCAACUAUCUGUGAGUAGAGACCGUGAUUCCCCGCUGAUUGUUGUGGGCCGAAGAAAGGCAGCUGACCAUGACACUUCAGAGCGAGUGGCAAUUUGCUUUCGCAUAGCACAUAGACCUGAUUCGUGGAGCGUCUUUCGUGGUGUUCUGGUACCGGGGGGAUCACAUACUGAAUUUUCGAGAUUUAAUGUCUUCAUGCGUCUCACUUCUGUUGCGUCAGAGUGAGCUCGAGGCUGGUAGGCGAUGUAAAUAACUCGUUAGCAUUUCACGCUACCAUAUGAAUUUGCUUCAGCUCUAUUCCCUCCUCGAACGUGUAUUGACCUUCGUCCUCACAAGAGCGAUAGGAACUGGCUCUAUGCGGACCUAGAGUCCUUUCCGGAUAUCCGGG